AUGGCUUCCGAUAAACAGUUCUUACCGGAGCAUCCUACAUCUUAUCUUCCUGUCGAGAAUCCCACUCCAUCUUUCUGGCACGAGAAUCUUCAUAAACUCCACGAUGCGCGCUCGACACCAGACUUACCGCCUACCAGCGAUGUUGUGAUCAUCGGCGCAGGUUAUGCGGGUAUUGCUGCAGCAUAUCAUCUGAAGAAGGGCGAGCGUCCGAACAAUCUCUCUGUCACGAUUCUGGAGGCGCGGGGUAUAUGCUCAGGAGCAACAGGCCGGAAUGGCGGACACUUACGUCCAGAUAUGUACGGACAUAUACCGAAGUACAUUGAAAGAGCAGGAGUGAAAGCCGGAAUGGAGAUCGCUGAAUUCGAGAUCGCCCAUUUAGAGGCCAUCAAGAAAUUAAUUGAGAAGGAGAACAUUGACUGCGACUUCACGCUGACAAGAACUGUGGAUGUUUGGAUCAACAAGAGUGCGGCUGUGAAAGCAAGACAGGUGUAUGAUCUCAUGUCCUCGAAGAACUUGGCGUAUAUGGAUGACGUCUUCUUCUCGAGAAGUGAGGAUGCUGAGAACAUUUCCGGCAUCAAAGGAGCUCAGGCGUGCGCUACAUACACAGCUGGCACUCUUUCUCCAUACAAGCUCAUCUUACGACUUGCCGAGAUUCUGAUCGAGCAAAAGUUGGUCAACAUUCAGACAAAUACACCAGUCGUAAGUGUAUCGCCGGAUCCGAGAGGCGGCUUCAUUAUCACGACUCAGCGAGGAACGACUCUUGCGAAAAAGGUCAUCUACGCCAACAAUGCGCAUGUUGCUGGACUUCUACCAGAGUACCGGAAUGCAAUUGUGCCUUGCAAAGGAAUCUGCUCGCAUAUCACCGUUCCUGCUGAAACUCGUGCACCACAUCUCACCAAUUCUUAUAUCAUUCGCGAAGAUGAUGGUACACUUGCUUAUCUCUCACCAAAGAUCGACGGAAGCAUCGUUGUCGGAGGUGCUGCUUCCAAGUUCAAGCCUUUCCCUGAGGAAUGGUACAACAACGUCGACGACAGUACAUUGAUCGACCCUGGCAAAGACCACUUCGACACGUACAUGCAGCGAUUCUUCCACGGAUGGGAGAACACAAGUGCGAGAGUUGACAAGAUCUGGUCCGGUGUGAUGGGCUACAGCUUCGAUUCUAAUCCACAUAUUGGUGUGCUCCCGAGGAAAGAAAAGUCGAAGAGUAGGAAGUGGUGGUGGCCUUGGGGAGCUUCAGAGAAGGAAGACCAAUUUGUUCUUGCGGGGUUCAAUGGUCAUGGUAUGCCAGUUAUCUGGCUUGCUGCGAAGGGCGUUGCGAAGAUGGUUACUGAGGGGGUGGAAUUUGAAAAGACGGGUAUGCCUAGGUUGUUUAAGACCACGAGAGAGAGAAUUGAGAAGUCGUUGGGUAGUCACGAUGGGGGAGAUAUUAUGGCUUAG
This is a messenger RNA of Cadophora gregata, 1437 nucleotides long. RefSeq lists its product as uncharacterized. Gene Ontology annotation, cellular component: cytoplasm. Gene Ontology annotation, molecular function: oxidoreductase activity. NCBI's taxonomy places the organism in Eukaryota, Fungi, Ascomycota, Leotiomycetes, Helotiales, Ploettnerulaceae. The transcript has a single exon. Bases 1 to 1437 code for a protein of 478 amino acids. The record is from RefSeq and is a predicted model, not a curated record.